GUCUCCCUCUCUCGUUUUGUUCCGCACACAUGCCGGAACCGCUGUGGAAUCUAAUCCUAACCAGGCCAUUUGAGGAUUUUCCGGCGCUUUCUCCGUCUUUCCCGGGAUUCUAGAAUAUCAGGAAAGCAAUGGAGAUAGCAGCUGACUCGGUCAUAGUCAAUUCCAGUAGACUGAAAUCUGUUGUGUGGAAUGAUUUUGAUAGGGUCAGGAAAGGUGACACUUUUAUAGCUAUCUGUAGGCACUGUAAUAGGAAACUUAGCGGGUCAAGCACUAGUGGAACUUCACAUCUGAGGAAUCACUUGAUAAGAUGUAGAAGAGGAUCUAACCAAGACAUAAGUCAGUAUAUCACAAGGGGCAAAAGAAAGGAAACCACUCUCACUAUUGCAGAUUUCACUUUUGAUCACAGAAAUGACAAGUCAGUUACCAUUGUGAGAACUAAUAGUCUAGAUCAUGGCAAGGAAGGGGGCAAUGUCGGAAGCUUUAAUUUCGAUAACAGACAAAGUCGGCUAGAUCUUGCCCGCAUGAUCAUAUUACACGGUUACCCUUUAGCUAUGGUUGAGCACACUGGAUUCAGGAGGUUUGCUAAAAAUCUCCAACCCUUAUUUGACAUUCCAACGUUUGAUGGGGUGGAGGCUGAUUGUAAGGAAAUUUAUUUGAAGGUGAAACAAAAGGUGUAUGAGGAGUUGGAUAAGGUACCGAGUAUAAGCCUAACUGCUGAUACAUGGACUGCUAAUGGAGAUGCCGAAUACUUGUGCUUAACCGCUCAUUACAUUGAUGAUUCUUGGCAACUGAAGAAGAAGAUUCUGAACUUUUUAAUGAUUGAUCCUUCUCAAACAGAAGACGUUGUUUCAGAAAUUAUCAUGACAAGUCUGAGGAAUUGGGAUAUUGACAAAAAAUUGUUUUCGGUGACACUGGAUUGCUAUUCUUUAUAUGACAAAAUCAUUCCAAGAAUCAGGGAGCAACUCUGUCAGCACAGGUUUCUCUACGACGGGCAAUUAAUUGAUAUACGCUGUGCAGCAAGUUUGGUCAAGUUGAUGGCUAAAGAUGCUUUGGAGAAGUUAUUUGAGAUAGUCCACAAGAUUCGUGAAAGUAUUCAGUAUGUUCACCAGUCACAGUCAACACAAGAAAAGUUUGACGAGAUGGCUCAAGUGGCUGGAAUUAGUAGCCAGAAAAUCCUGUGUCUUGAUAAUAUGAACCAGUGGAGUUCUACGUACACCAUGCUUGAAGCUUGUUUAGAAUACAAAGAUGCGUUUACCCUUUUACAAGAACAUGACCCUCAUUAUGAGGCAUGCCCAUCUACUGCAGAGUGGGACAGGGCUAAUUCUAUCACUUGUUUUCUCAAGAAAUUUUUUGACAUUUCAAACACUAUUUCAGGAUCCAAGUAUUCCACUGCAAAUAUGUAUUUCAAUGAAAUUUGUGAUAUUCAUUUGCUGUUGAUUGGAUGGUGCCAGAACUCGGACGAUUUCAUUCGUUCUUUGGCAUUAAAAAUGAAAACCAGAUUUGAUGAGUAUUGGAACAAGUGCAGUAUGGCAUUGGCAAUCGCAGUAAUCUUAGAUCCACGGUUCAAGAUGAAACUUCUCGACUACUUUUACCCUCAAAUUUAUGGUGCUGAGUCCGCAAAAUGCAUUGAUACUGUUUCAAACUGCAUGAAGGCUUUGUACCAUAGACAUGCAGAAGAAUAUUCACCACUAGCAUCUCAUGGUCCAAGUGAUGAUUCUAGAGAAGACCGGCUGAUGGGUUAUGAUAGAUUCCUAUGUGAAACUUCAGAUAGUCAUAACAUAAAAUCAGACUUGGACAAGUAUUUAGAUGAACCACUGUUUCCUAGGAAUGUUGAUUUCGACAUACUUAAUUGGUGGAGGGUUCACACCCCAAGAUUUCCAAUUUUAUCUACGAUGGCUUGCAAUGUUCUUGGGAUUCCAUUGUCAAAAGGUGGACUUGAGUUUAUAUAUGAUACUGGAAGCAGAACCCUUGACAGCUCUAGGGGUUCGCUAAGAUCUGAUACUUUGCAGGCAUUGAUGUGUGCCCAGGACUGGAUGCGCCAUGAACAUGAAGAUUCCAAGGAUUCAUCAAGAGAUGCAACUUCUGCUGAUCCAAAAUAAUGGCAAGAUUUCAGUCUGGUUUUUGUGAUUAAAUUCAAGGAGGGGGUGGUUGGAGCUCUUCCUCCAAUCCCCCACCAAGGUUCGAAACCCGGCCCCCCCAAAAAAACAAUGACAUUCAGUUAGAACCAUAUGUGCAUACAAGUAUUUUGUGGAGGUUUGUGACUCUCUUUUAUAUUCUUUCAAUAUGAACUGUGGAAUGUGCCCAUUUUGCAUCCCAUAUUGGUCAAAGGUUAAAAUUUUAACCCCAACUUGUCAUGGUAAAUAGAGAAAUCACCCUAAAUAAAGGAGUGAAACAUAGAGAAAGUAUCAAAAUAAGAUCUCCAUGUUUUUAUCCUCAAAAUUAAGAGUUCGUGUGGUG
This is a messenger RNA of Cuscuta campestris, 2457 nucleotides long. The record is from the annotation of a GenBank genome assembly. NCBI's taxonomy places the organism in Eukaryota, Viridiplantae, Streptophyta, Magnoliopsida, Solanales, Convolvulaceae.